Messenger RNA from Rhopalosiphum padi (bird cherry-oat aphid), 2995 nucleotides. It is a transcript of the gene Top3beta, whose product is annotated as DNA topoisomerase 3-beta-1. The record is from RefSeq and is a predicted model, not a curated record. Gene Ontology annotation, cellular component: nucleus. The transcript is spliced from 13 exons. Lineage: Eukaryota; Metazoa; Arthropoda; Insecta; Hemiptera; Aphididae. Gene Ontology annotation, molecular function: DNA binding; DNA topoisomerase type I (single strand cut, ATP-independent) activity. Bases 321 to 2882 code for a protein of 853 amino acids. Gene Ontology annotation, biological process: DNA topological change.
CAAUUUGUUUGGUUUGGUUGUUUCGGUGUUAAACAAUAAUAAAUAAUAAUUGGAGAAUUCAAAAUAAAAUAAUGUUUUACAUUUUAAAUCUGUGACAUGAGUGUCGCGGUGAAGCCCCUUCAGCCGAUUCUUUACUUUGACUAUAGUUGACUCAUUUUCAACACUGUAAAUGCCGGUAAUCACAACACAACAUUGCGUCAAAUGCUACAGUUUACGGCAUAUUUGACGUUGCCCUAACAGAUGGAUGGAAAUUCCGUCCAAUAAUUGUCGAUGAUAUAAUAAUAUUAGUUCAUCUCGUACGCUCCAAAUAAUUCGUAAUUAUGAAGACCGCUCUGAUGGUGGCGGAAAAACCUUCUCUGGCUGCUUCACUCGCCAACAUAUUGAGUAAUGGACGCAGUAAUUCGAGAAAAAGUAUGAAUUCUGCAUGUCCUGUGCAUGAAUGGUCCGGAACACUUUUUGGAGAACCAGUGAUAUUUAAAAUGACAUCUGUCUGUGGACAUGUUAUGACUCUAGACUUCAAUAGUAAAUUCAACAAUUGGGAUAAAGUUGAUCCAGAAGAACUUUUUUCUUGCCCAACAGAAAAAAAAGAAGCAUCUCCUAAGUUGCGCAUUCCAGCAAUGUUAGCAAGCGAAGCACGUGGUGUAGACUUUUUAAUAUUAUGGUUAGAUUGUGAUAAAGAAGGUGAAAAUAUUUGCUUUGAAGUUAUUGAUGCUGUUAAAAGUUCUAUGAAACGUUCUGGUGAAGUUAAUAGGAUUUGGAGAGCAAAAUUUUCAGCUAUUACAGCAAAAGAUAUUAAAGGGGCUAUGGAAAGAUUAGAUUUUCCAAAUCGUAAUGAGGCAAUGAGUGUUGAUGCCAGACAAGAACUCGAUCUUCGUAUUGGCUGUUCAUUCACUCGUUUUCAAACUAAAUAUUUUCAAGGAAAAUAUGGUGAUUUGGAUUCCUCAUUAAUAUCUUAUGGUCCAUGUCAAACACCAACAUUAGGCUUUUGUGUUCAACGACAUGAUGAAAUUCGAAGAUUCAAACCUGAACCUUAUUGGGUCAUACAAGUUACAAUUCAAUCAAAGGACGGGCAAGAUGUAGUUCUUAAUUGGGAAAAGGGUAGAUGUUUUGAGCGUGAUGCUUCAAACAGCUUGCUUCAAGCAUUGAAAAAACAGCAAAUAGCAACUGUUGUCUCUAUAACUCAACAAGAAAAAUCAAAACAACGUCCUUUAGCUUUGAAUUCAGUAGAGCUUAUGCGAGCCGCAAGUACUGGACUGGGAAUGGGUCCCCAUCAUGCAAUGCAAUUAGCUGAACGUCUUUAUACCCAAGGUUACAUUAGCUAUCCUAGAACCGAAACUUCUCAUUAUUCAGAUAAUUUUGAAUUGCUAGGUGCUUUGAGAACACUUCAAAAAAGCAACGAAUGGGGUCAAGAAAUACGUCAAGUACUUAAUAAUGGUUUAACCAGGCCUAGAAAUGGCAAAGACUGUGGUGAUCAUCCUCCUAUUACACCUACUAUGUUAGCAUCUCGUAAUGAAUUAGAUGGAGACUCAUGGAAACUUUACGAUUUCAUUGUUCGACAUUUCGUUGCUACAAUAUCAAAAGAUUGUAAAUAUUACUCUAAAACUGUCACUUUUAAAAUUGGUUCUGAAAUGUUUACAUAUAACUGGCGAACCUUAAUUGAUGCCGGAUUUACUGCCAUUACACCAUGGAAAGCAUUACCUAAAAAUGAAUUGGCAGUUAAUUUUGAACGUGAUGAAAAGCUUAAUAUCAAAGAUGCUAGGCUCACAGAUCAUAUGACUAGUCCUCCAGGUUAUCUUACAGAGUCUGAACUCAUAUCAAUGAUGGAAAAACACGGGAUUGGAACUGAUGCAUCUAUUCCUGUUCAUAUUAACAACAUAUCACAGCGUAAUUAUGUAACUGUUGCUACUGGACGAAGACUUGUACCUACCAAUUUGGGUAUAGUUUUGGUCCAUGGAUAUCAAAAGAUUGAUAAACAAUUAGUAGAACCAACUAUGCGUUCUACCAUUGAAGACCAGUUGAAUCUUAUAGCCAAAGGUGAAGCAAAUUAUGAUCGUGUUCUUAGGCAGACUAUAGAGGCUUUUCGACAGAAGUAUUUAUAUUUUGUAAAGUCCAUUGAAGCUAUGGAUUCUCUGUUUGAAGUUUCAUUUACUACUUUAGCUGCUACUGGAAAGGCACUUUCAAGAUGUGGAAAAUGUCGACGUUACAUGAAACUUAUCAUAGCAAAACCAUCUCGAUUGCAUUGUUCACAUUGUGAUGAAACAUAUAAUUUACCCCAAAAUGGAAAUAUAAGAAUUUAUAAAGAACUAAAAUGUCCAUUAGAUGACUUUGAGUUGGUAACUUGGUCAACUGGAAAUAAAGGUCGCAGUUACCCAUUAUGUCCAUAUUGUUAUAACCAGCCAGCAUUCAGGGAUAUGAAAAAACAUAGCGGUUGUAAUCUGUGUCUUCAUCCAACUUGUCCACAAGGAUUUUAUGUUAAUGGUAUUGCUAGUUGUUUACAAUGUGAUAACGGAGUGUUAGUAUUAGACCCAUCAUCUGGGCCUAAAUGGAAGGUUGGUUGUAAUAAGUGUGAUGUUAUAUUCCACUUAUUUGAGGAUGCACACAAAAUCACUGUAGAAGAGAGUAAGGAAUGCGAUUGUGGAGCUCAGCUUCUGAAAAUUGAGUACAAAGAGGAACGCACUCGAUUGCCUCGUGAUCUUAUUGAAAUGACUGGUUGCUUAUUUUGCUGCGAAGAGUUUGGAUAUUUAGUUGAGAAAUUCAGAGCUCAAGCAUCUAAGCCUGUGUUUAAUAGCCGCCAGGGUCGAGGGAAAGCAAAACAUAAAGGUAAAGGUAAACCAAAACCGCCUAAAGAUAAAAUGGCACAGUUAGCAUCUUAUUUUGUAUAAGACAUAAAAUAAGUAACUUGGCCCAAUUAAUCAAUUAUAAAAUAAUUAAAUUUAUCUAAGAUGUGUAUUUGGUGUUACUGUACCUACUUUUUAAUAUAAUAUCUUGUUUAUUA